Molecule: messenger RNA, 1638 nt
Organism: Micromonas pusilla CCMP1545
Lineage: Eukaryota; Viridiplantae; Chlorophyta; Mamiellophyceae; Mamiellales; Mamiellaceae
Source: RefSeq, a predicted model, not a curated record
AUGCGCCGGGUAAACUCCUUAAGGAUCGGCGUCCACCUCGCCGACGCGGUCGUAUGGGGACCAGUGUAUAGAACGCACCUCAUCCGCGUUCUCCGCCGCCGCCUCCUCCUCCUCCUGCUCGGUGAGCGCCGCGACCGCUUUCGCCGCGCGCGCGCUCGCGUCCUCCGCCGCCGCCGCCGCCGCCGCGCCGAUCGCGUCGCGCGCCGCCGCCAUCGCCGCCCUCUCGACCGCGUGCUCGAACGCGGGCGUCCACGCGUCUUCGAUCUUCGCCCCCGCGGGCGCGGCGUUUGCGGCGGCGGCGGCGGCGGCGACGAGCGCGUCGUUCGCUCUCUCGACCGCGGGCGUCGCGGCGAACGCGCUCGCAGCGUCCGCGGCCGCGAGCGCGCUCGCGUCCACGGCGAAGUCCACGACGCGAUGGAGGUCCGGUCGGCGCGAGAGGAACGCGCGUUGAAGCGCGCGUUUCGUGAUGGUCUUCGCGGAGGACGUCGACGCCGUCGCGAGCGUCGUCGGCGUCGGCGGCGUCGGCGUCGGCGUCGCGCGCGGCGGCGCCCUCGGCGGCAGCCCGGAAGAAGACGACGACGACGGGGCGUCGAACGGCGUGGCGGUGGACGACGGCGGCGCGGCGGGAGAUGGCGACGCGCCCGCGCCGCCGCCGUUCGCGACGGCGACGAUCGUUCGAACCGCGACGACGCGUCGCGGCCCCCCCGCCGCCGCCGCGCCGCCGCCGCCGCCGCCGCCGCCCGUCGACCCCGCGGGCGAAGACGCCGCCGGGGACGCCGCCGUCGCCGUCGCCGUCGCCGUCGCGCGGACGCGGCUCUUCUCGAUCGAUCGCGCGAGCUCGCCCGCGGCGGCGUCCAGCGCGGGGCACGCGAACUCGACGUACCGCGCGUCGACGCCGCCGGCGUCAAAGUCGGGGGGGAGAUCGCCGUCGUCGUUCGCGUUCGCGUUCGAGCUCGAGCUCGAGCUCGAGAUCGCCGCGGCGGCGACGCGUGCCAGCGCGCCCCACCGCGCGAGCGGGUCGUCCUCCUCGUCGUCGUCGCCGUCGUCGUCGCCGCCGCGCGCCGCGCCGGACGCGCCGAGGUCCCCUCGCGACGGCGGGAGGCGCACACGCCGCGCAACCGGCGCCGCCGGCCCGCAAGCCUCCGCGUCGCCGCCGCGCGCCGCCGCCGCCGCCGCGAACGCGACGCACGCUGCGGGCGUCGUCGGCGAGACGGCGAUCAGCCCGGACGCGAGCGUCGCGCGCAGCGUCACCUGCGGCAGCGCGAAACGCGUUCGCCGCGUGCUUCGUCUUUGAAACGCCUCACGUUUGACCGUUUCUUCUCUCUCGCCGUCCGGACGCAACCGCGGCGACGCCAGCGUCCGACGCAACAACGCGAGCGGCUCCAGAUGACACCGCGCGCACGCCGCCUCCGCGUCCCACGGAAGGAACCGAUAGAAGAACAGCACCCACGGCGCGGUCACGAGCAGCGACCCGCGCUCGAUCGCGCGUCGCACGGACGCCGCCGCGUCGAUCCCCGGCGGCGGCGACAUCGCGCGCGCGGCGACGCCGACGCCUGCGGGCCGUUCCAUACGAGCGAAUGUCGGGGUGGAGUUGAAAGGCGUCAGGUGGAGUUGAAAGGCGCCGAGGGCGGGGAUUGA